ACGCGGGCCGAGCAGGGGACGCCCUGAACACCCUCGGGAGCCGUAGGGGAGCCCCGGGCGCGGCGCACGUGUAAUGGGGCUGAGCAGAGCCCUGGGAGGUGGAAACUGUUCCACGGCGAGGGCGGGGGCCGGGCGGAAGGAAGUGCCAGCCCGUCUUUAUCUUUCAGGGUUACCUUUCCACAGUGUCCUUCGGGCCUCGUUUUCCCUUCCUCCUCCCCUCCCAGUUAGUACUGGAACGGGUUAGCACCAUGUGACGAGCUCAGUGAGCUGCUUAGGCAGUGCUGAGGCUUCCUUUGUGACUCCCCCGAAGGUGGGGUGCUCAGACACCCCGGGCUCCCAGGAGAACACCCAGGAACCGCUGGGUGAGGUCGCUUCCCACCUGCUGCUUUUCUCAGGUGGUGGAAAGGGGAACCCUUUUCUCUGGACGCCGCCUUGGCAGCCCUCCUGGGUCAUCCCUGCGGGCAAUGAGCAGCGGGUUACCCCAGCUCACCCGGGUGCACCUGUUCUGGGGGUCACAGCUUCUCUCUCUGUCCCUACUGUCCGUGUAAUCUCUGAGAACGGGAAGAUUGCUGUCUUAGAGCGCGGCCUGCAGCCUGGGUGGAUUUAAAGAUAGAUUUAGAUGUGUGCACCCUUAGGAAAGUUAUUUAUGUUUAUUCACAUUUUUAUUUACUGUCUCUUUUUUUGCUUCUGGAAGAAUCAUAUUUAUCUUUUUGAAGAAUGAGUGGGAAAUGGGACUAGAUUUGAAAGACUUAGUGAGUUAAUAGGAGAUAAGAAAACUUUAAUUGUGUUACUCAGAAGUUUAAUUUGCAAGUAAUACGAGACGGAGGCCUAUUAAUGUUUCUUUGUGCCUGAUGAGAUUACUUCUCUUUCCUAAUGAAUUAUACAGACAUUUAAUAAUCCUGUUGAUGUUGCUGGUUUUGAAUGUCAGUGGGACCAAAAAGAAUCACUUUUUAUAAGCCUCAGACUUUUAUUGCUAAGAUCUGACGUUUGAUUUUUUUUUUCUGUGCUGGGUUGUUGACCCCAGGGCCUCAUGCAUGCUCAUCAAGUGUGCUCUGCCACUGAGGGCCAACCCCAGCCCCCCCCCCCGAUUUUUAGUUUUGGUUUUUUUGAGACCAGGUGCAUGCCCCCCCCCACACACACACAGUGUCGUCAUUGACCACCUGCUGUUGUCACAGCAAUCCUGCCUCCUGCGUGCUGGCAUUACAGGCAUGUGCCGCCAUGCCUGGCGUAAUAUUUUAGUUUCUAAGGCAAGAUUACAAGUGUUCUUCUAGGGAACCGCCUGCCUUACAGGUGUCUGGGCAUCUGCAGGAUUCCAGUUUUGAAACAGCUGGUGUGGAAGGUGGCACUAAGGAAGGGUCGGGCAGGUGUGCCAGGCCUUGGCUGGCUGCUGUGGGCAGAGGCAGGACUGAAGCGCGUGGCAUGGGACUCAAGUCAUUUUCUACGGCGGCAGUGAUAGAGGACAUGACAGCCACAGCCUGUGGGAGACUGGUCCAGCCUUGGUGGGAGGCAGUGAAGCAGAGUCAUCUCCCGCCACCGACUGAAGUCACUGCCAGCGGCUCCUAGCAGCUCAGCACCAGCCUCCCUGCCCACAGGCCACAGGGUGUCUUCUGGUUCCCGCUUUGUAUCGUUUUUUUGGUGCAGCUGCAGUAUAGCAGAGGCCUGAGGCGGGUACAGGGCUCCCCUGGCUCACCUCAGAGGGAGAACGCGCUCAGGCAGAGCCGCCAGGGGCUGCCGGUCACGAAUCCAGAAGGGAACCCUGGUGACCCAGACAGCCUCUGCACUGCCCUUUCACGGUGGCCCCCUGCUCUGCACAGGUGACCCUGAAGACGGGGGAUGGCAUCAGCUGGCCGUGCAGUUGGGAAAGUGGGGAUCUCGGUCAGAGGGGCCAAUCUGGGUCACGCUUCCUGGCCCUGGCUUUGUGGUGCUUCCCGGGUGAGGGCUGUGUGGGUGGCCUGCCUGCUGCUCCUGGCAGGUUCCCGCCUUUGGAGUGAGCGGGCAGCACUGUACUGCCCUGCACGGUGCCUGCCGCCCUGAGAACAACACAGCUUUCCGGCUCUCCAUCCCUGCCUGUGCAAGCUGGUGUGGAGCGGGCCGCUUUGGGGUGGGACCUGAGCUCUGCAAGCCCAGCUGUGCAGGGCAGCUUCUCCGCAGGAGCUGGGUGACAGCCAUGCAGGCCAGCGCCUCUGGUCACCUGGCACCGAGUUGCGUGGGCUCGGGAAGGGGCAGGAUGGGCUGCCUGCAGCCUGUCUGUUGGUGCCCGGUCCCACAGGCUGGAACAGUGUGCAUACCUGUGUCAUGGUUGUGUCUGAACCUUUUUUAAAAAGUGUCACCAAUACUGUAAGGCAAGUGAGAUGAGAAAACCGACAGACACCGAGGAAAGAAGGUGGAGCUCGGAAAGCGCGCUGUUACUUGAACCUGGCCCCAAGUGCACUCCUAGAACAGCCACCCCAGGGCCUGCCCAGUCUCCUGGAAGUCCGUUCAUUGCUGACCGAGGCCCCAGGGCCGUCCUAGCUCCUGCCCGGGAAGCCUCUGUGCUCCCCACCUCACCCUGGAGGUGUGUUUGUGGCUUGGCACAGGUGUCCUGAAGCAUGCGCCUCGAGUGAGGGUGGUGGCCGUCCUUACCCUGAGCUCCAGCGAGUGGAGCGGCUCCACAUGAUGGCCUGUCACUCGGGGUAGGGGCUCUGCUGCCAUCACUGGCCCGGCCCUGGCUGUAGUCCCAGGUGGAGCUCUUCCCUGGCACAGGGUGGGGCUGCGAUGGGGAGGGGGUCCUGAGGCCCUUCCCAAACACUGCAAGUGACAGUAACAAUGACAGGGCCUCUUCCCUGAAUGACCAAAUAGCUGUGGAUGCUGCAGUUUUUAGGGUUCUGCUUACAUCAGGGAGCCAGCCAUGAGAAAAACCAACGGGAAGCAGUCCUGGUGUAAACUCGGACUCCGGCUCGGUGUGGGGCUGGUGCCUGCAGAGUUUGCCCUUCAAAAGGGAGUAUUUUUGUUACUCUAUUUAAAUUUAAGCAUAAUAGGUAUAAGUGUUUGUUAUGCAGCAGAUACCCUUUCACUGUAUUUUCGUGGUGGGACCUAUCUGUUCCUCCUCCCUAAGCUGACCUGCCCAUAUGUAUAUGUGUUUGUUCCUAAAGCCAGGCGUGAAACUACUGGUUUGCUCCCAAGCUUUGCUUUUCAGUAUUGAGUGUUUAUUAAACACUCGGCCUGUGGGAUGGUUUGUGAUUUAGGAAGCACCCACGCACGAGCUGGUGCCCUUGCUGCACCUCACAGAUCCCAGGUGGGUGGCGGGGAGAAGGGACAGGCCUGCAGGGAGGGUGAGGACACCGGUGGAGCUCAGCUGUCAGACCUCCUUCCUGGUUUGCCUUGCAGUGAGCCCGGUGCAGAAGCUGGGCGCCUGGCGAGUCCUUCCCUGGCUGGGCCUUGGGGUGACCCUGUUGGGUAGAGAGCAGCAGGGGCUGUGAGAGGGAGCCUAAGAAUGCUUGGAGUGCGCCGAUGGGAUAGAGCUGUGCUGAAAAAUAACACAGGAGGGGCAGUGGCUGCCAGGCCUGGGCAAGAAGGGACAGGGCUGCUGUAGGGGCUGGGCUGAGGAAGUGGACGGCAGCUUGCAGUCCUGUUCAUGGCGUAACGUCACACCGUGUUCUGCCUUGGCGUCUUCUAAAGUUGUAUUUAAGUAAUAAGUGGACCUUAGGUUAGAAAAUCACUUUUAAUGAUUUAAAGAUUCACAAAUCUAGCAAUCUCACUUUUAAGUGAUUUGGGAGACCCAUUAAACUCGAGAUGUUUUACUUGGCAGCAGUACUGUAGUCUCAUGGCGGAAAGGUGGCUUUUCAGGGGUAGGACGUGAGGCAGGAGUCCGAGGGUGAGCUCUGUCUGUGUCCCCGAGUUUCCAGGACUGGGAUCCAGUGGAGCACAAACUCUGGCUGUAGGGCGUGGUCCAGUGCUGUGUGAGUCAGUGGGCUGUUAAUGCCCCACAAGCCCUGCAGGUGCUCUUAGUGAUCCUUCUGGGGGAGCUGGGAGAAUCAGUGUGUUUUCCAAAACAGUUUGAAAUUGUUAGAUGAAAGGCUCACAGGGAGCAAAAUGUAUUGGCCCUCCUCCUCCUGGAGUCAGGAGGCAAGGGCGUGGCGGCCCCUGCGGUCUGGAGCUCUUUUAUUGAUGGCUUUUAUUAUUAUUGUAUUUAAAAUGAAUAUCCUGAGCUCCUGAGAUUGUGGCCCACUGGAAAAUGAGACCUUUGGUUUAGAGUUUGGAAUUCUUCCUCUGUUUUCACCACAGAUUUAAAACAGGUUUUUUUUGUUUUUUUUUUUUUUUUUUUUAUUGUUGCUUUUGGUAGCAGGGAUCAAAUUUAUGUGCUUGCCAGGCAGGUGCUGUGCCCCUGAGCUAUAUUCCUGACCCUUAAAACAGGUUUAAAUGUCAGUUUGAAACAGGCCGGACUGGGGGAGAACGUGGCCUUUUCAUGAUCCCGGGUCUCAGCUUUGUGCGUGUGGUAUCUCAGAGGGGUUGCAGUUAACUUUACUUUCAGGAUCUGUGACUUCUGUGAAAUUAAUCUUUGCUAACAUCUUGCAGUAAGUACUGGAUCCAAGUCAUAAAUGUAGAUUUAUGGGGUCAUCGCAUACUGCAGUGCAUCAGUGUCAUAAGUAAGUAUGUUUCGGGGGCUGUGUUUGAAGAUUUAAAACCAAGUUUUUGCCUUUGAGACUCUCCCAGUCUGUAAUGAGCAAGAUGCUACAGGGUGUGCCCACACAGGUGACCGUAAUGUGCUGCGGGUUGACGAAAAGUGGGUUUUGUUUCUUACUUAUUUUCUUUAGAGACAGGGUCUAGCUGUAGUAGUUUAGGCUGUCUUUGAACUUGUAGCCCAGGCUGGCUUUGAACUCACAGAAGUCCUUCUGCCUCAGCCUCCUGAGUGCUGGGAUGACAGAUGUGGGCCACAACACACACGGCACACCUACUUUAAAAACCAACUGUGGUUAUAUUGUGACAUAGGGUUUUGGAGGAACAAAUGCGAGGUUUUGCUUUAUGUGCAUUUGCAAGAGAUUUUCUGUCAACGUCAAAGAAAAAUGACCCAGUGUAGAUGCACCAGUCAGGGAAGAGGCUGUCACCACUCCCUGCCACACCACAUACGGGUGCAGUGUGUCCUGCGUGCUUUUCUUCCGGAGGGACACCUGCUGCAGCCAUGAAAGCUUUGCUCUGGUCUGCUGCAAGCCAUGGUUGCUUGCCUCUGCUGAGGGCCUGCAGAGGUUUUGUCCCAAUAUCUGCGCAGAGGGCCACCUCUCCUUGCAAGAACACUGGGUGCGGCGGAACCCGGCUUUUGAAAACAAAACAAGCGGCGGGUGGGGGGCGGGGUGGUGCAUACCUGUAAUCCUAGCGCUUUGGGAGGCUGAGGCAGGAGAGCCACUAGCUCGAGCCUGGCCUGGUCUAUUUGGCACCUUAGAUCUUUCUCAAAAUAAAAAACAGCGGGAGUCAAAUGAAACUACUCUUCCUUUUAAAAACGAAAAGAGAGGCUGAGCAUUUUAGCUCAGCGGCAUAAGCACCUGCCUGACAAGCACAAGUCGUGAGAUCAAUCCCAAGUACCAAAAAAAAAAAAAAAAAAAAAAUCUAAAAAACAAAAAGAGAAAUGGCCUUGGGACAGAGGGGGUUCAGUGUAAAGGACGAGGGCUCCAUGCUCAAUACCAACCAAACACCUCCUCGUAAUGAGGCGAGAGCUGACGGGAGGAAUGUUUCAAGGCGCAGGACUCUCGAGACUGCCACAGGUUGUGUAGAUGUGUUUCUUUAAAGUAGAAAUCCCAGCUGUCCCUUUUUAAAAAUUUUUAAAAAAUUUUUAUUUAAAAGAAAAAAGAGAAAAAAACAAAACAAAAGAAAGCAGUGUAAGGGUACAAUUAAUACAGAACUACAAAAAAAAAAAAAAGAAAUCACCAGUUAAUAGAUUACAAUUAUCAUCCUAGAGACAGUUGCUCAAGUCACAGUAUCAAAGCAUACAAAGUGGACACUCAAACAGUGAGACUGCAAACAGUUGUGUUCAAUGAUCCAGCCAAAAACAUUAAUAUGGGCAUCUAUUUAACACCCCUAAACACACUUGCAGUUGUAUUCUUUAGAGCACUUUUUUUUCCUUUUUUACAACAAAAUUUACACAUUUUGGGUUUUAUUACUCCUUAGUUCUUAUUACUUUUUUUUUUGGAAGAGAAUAAAGUCAAAUAUGGCAAAACAAAGCUGUCAGUCAAAACCAAGGAUAGACAUAGCACAUGAUGUAAAAACAGAGUUACAAGGUUAUCGACAAUGGUUACCAUAAUGCCUCUUGCUUCCUUAAAAAGAAUUGUCUAUCUCAUUAGGUAUUAUAAAGUUGAACAAAACAGUAGAGAACAAGACCAAUAAAACCUAAACCUUGUAAACACUACAGGACUUCCAAAGAAGGUAAUAGUCAAACCAGAAUGGGCAUCAUAGUGAAUCUUAUUGCCUUCAAAGUAGUUGCCUAUACCUUCCAAAUUGAUACUACCCUACAGAACGGAACAGAGUCUAAUCAGUCAAAACAAGAUAGUGGGAGUAUUACAGGCCUUCAAAGCAAGUUAAUAGGAAAUCAAAAAAGUUACUAUAAUAUAUCCUGCUAAUUUUUUUGAUUUUCCCCCUUAAUUAAAAAAAUCAUAAAAAAUAACUAAAUAAUUUUUUUAAUGAAUAAGGGAGAGAUUGAGAUAAAAGAGGACAUAACAUCAUAAUAGUACAGGUCAAAGCAUGACAGUUUCAGCAACCUAGUGCUUCACCACUAAAUAACCCUGUUUAAUAAUAGUUACCAUAGUGUCUUUUUCCUUGAAAUAUUUGAAUAUAACUUCAUAUACUAUAGCUUCAAACAUAUCAAGUCAGUGUAAAGCCAUUCAAGUGGAUGAAAGCAUUGUAGGGCUUUUAGAACCAACUAACAAACAAUGAUUUCUAUAUUAUCUCUUUGCCUAUAACAAUUUUUGUUUAUACUAUCACAUAUAAUAAAAUCCAGCAAGAUACAUCAUGAUAAAACCAAUGGAGACAGAAGAGCCGUAGUUUGGUGGGGCUUCAAAAUAAGAUGAUAGUAAAUCAGCACUAGCUAUUAUGAUGACUUACUUUCUUCAAAAUAGCUGAUCAUUUCAUCACAGGCAAUAAUAUCAAGCAGCCCAGAAUAAAGCCUUUCCAAUUAAUAAGUGAAAACUUUAUAAGGCUUCAAGGCCACAUAAUGGGGUUCAUGUGCAGUCACCCCUGUGCGGGCCAAGCUCGCUGGUGCCCGGGCACUGAGCCGCUGGGGGCGGGGCUUGGUCCAGACGGGGCGGGGCGAUGUCCCGGGCCCUCUAGGCUCGCGCUGCCCCCUAGUGCGCAUGCGCUCCGGAAGAAGCCAACGGCACUGAGCUGCCCGCCAUGGAUGAGGCUGAUGACCCAGCCUCCUGCGGGGAGGAAGCUGAGAUGAACAAAGACAGCAGGGACUCCGAGGCCUUCUCGGACGACCUCAGCGCCUUGGGCCUGGCCCUGGCCCUCCUGGAGCCGGCCAACGAGGACGAGUGCCGCCGCAUCCGCCAGCAGUACCGGCAGCUGAUUGACAGCGUGCAGCAGAGGCGCGACUCCAUCGUGAGCACUGCGGGCGAGGCGCUGUCCGAGGCGCUGUGCGAGGCGGACGCGCUGUUCGAGAUCGUGAGCCGCCCGCACGAGGCCGCCCUCGACGCGCAGUUCCUGGUGAUGGCCUCGGACCUGGGCUGCGAGAAGGCACAGCAACUCAACGUCGACCUGAACCUAUUCAACCUGGCCACCUUCUGUGAGCUGCUGCUGGCCUUUGCCGGCCUGAGCUGGCUGGAGGUGGCGCAUGAGCGGAGCCAGGGCGGCGACGGCGUGGGCCCGGCCUUCUGGGUCACCAUGCACCACGAGGCUGCCGCCUGGCUGGCGCGGGCCAACACCUUCCACUUCCUGCUCGGCAGCUUCUGGUCCGACCCCGCGGUGUGCCAACCCCCGGCCAAGCGGCCCCGCCGGUCGCGUGGAGCCCACACCGGUCCCGGGGAGCCCACCAAGCUGGCGUGCAUAGAUCCAGGCAACAUGCAGGAGCCCACGGAGCGCCAGGUGGAGCGCAUCCUGGGGCUGCUGCAGGCCUACUUCCGCCGCUACCCCCACUCGCCCGUGUCCUACUUUGAGUUCGUGGUGGACCCACACUCGUUCGCUCGUACCAUAGAGAAUAUAUUCCACGUGUCCUUCAUCAUUAGGGACGGCUUCGCAAGGAUGCAGCUGGACCAGGACGGGCUGCCCGUUUUGGAACCCGUGGACGCCAGCCAGAUGGGCGAUGCCGCUGACCCUGGCACCUACAACCGGAAGCAGGGGGUGAUAGCCUUGAGUCUGCAGGACUGGGCGGACAUCGUGGCCACCUUCGAGAUCUCUCAGGCCAUGAUCACGAACUCAAGCUAAAGGUUUUCAUAGUGUGGCAGUCUGUUGGUUUUUUUUUUUUUUUUGAAGCGCAUACUGUGUGUCUUGCAAAAAGUAUCUGGGAACAUCUGAAAUUGUUUUCCUUAUUGUAGUGUGUUUUUUUUGGUAAUCUGUACAGUCGUGAUUUGUUAUUAAAAAACACCGCCACCUGCUUAAGGGAAAUUUUUUGAAUGCCUUAUUAAUAAAAAUUAGUUCUGAAUUUCAUUAACUAGAAGAUACUGGAUUGGGCAGGCUGAGGCAGGAGAAUCCAGCCAAGUUCCAGGUCAGUCUGGGCAAUUUAGGAAGAUCAUAUCUCAAAAGUGACAGGGUUGGGGUGCAGCCCAGUGAUAAAGAGGUUCUGGAUUCCACCCCUGGUAUCAUCAUCCCACCAUGGGUGAUUCUGCGUUGCUCGCUGGAUCAAAGUGAACCAGGAGAAGCCCAUAAAAGUCUCCUGACCAGGUUAGGGGAUCAAAGAGCAAAACAGUUAUGGAAAACUUUGUAAGGCAGUUGUUAAUACAUAACAUUAACAAGUCGGAUGGCGCUCUUCACUGUAAAGAGUGGGCACUCAGUCUAAACAGUCUGUGUAAGCGGAUUCAACAAACAGCAUCUGCGUUUGGGUAGUGAGGGUGGUGCGGAGUGCAAGAGGUAGGAAGAGGAGACAGGAGCCAGGUGUGUGCGCAGAGCGGAGGCUCGCGGGAGCCGGCGGGUGUGCAGAGAACGUCUGUCUGGAGGUUAGACUGGACGAGCGUUGCAUGAUCUGGGCUAUUCGGGUCCUUAGAGGUGGGAGAAGUUGUGUCUGUCACUUAGAGACGGGCAGCUGCCGCGGUUCGUUUCUUUUCUGCGCCCUAGUUCUCUCUUAGGCUGUCCUUCAGGAGCAGCGACGUCACAUAACCACCUUUUUUAUUUGCUUUGGGCAAAAUGGCUUUGCUAGAGAAAGCCAGGAUUACGUAGGACUUCAGAGUUGGCACUGGUCCCUUCCCUAGAGGUGUGCCCCAUGGUGGCCAAGCGCCAGUUGUGCUGCACCUACUGCUCAGCCUCGCCCAUCGCCAGCAGGCCAGCCCUCCUCCCACUCUCCUCAUUUGGCCUCCAUGGGAGUCUGACCUCUCACUUUGUCAGCCCUGGCCAGGGAACCGUGGACUUUACCUCCAAGCCUGCGGCCUGUGCUGCCACCCCACCCUCCUCCAGUGGGUGCCCGCCACGAGCACUGCUCCAUGUUCCUGGGCGAUGCCUUCCCGUGAGGCUCCCUGAACCUUGAUCUGGAGGACUGUCUGUGCAAGGCCCCGCCAAAGAGCUGACUGAGCGGUGGACGCAGGCGCUGCUGCGCGGAAGCUGGAGGCGAGAGGGCGGAAGCGGGGGCCGCAGUGCCCACCGCCUGCUGCGGUCACCUCCGCACAGCGGCUUUGAGUAUUCGCACUGCUGCGGGCCUUGCUAGGAGAGGCAGAGUGAGAGGCCUGUCCAGUGACCACAGGUCGGGAUGUGUCUGAUCCGAGAGUGGUGGCGCUCGCUGUGGCUUGGGGACCCUGUUUUCAGCCUGCUUCUCUGCAAGUCAGCCGUGGGGCUGGGCAGCGGGCUUGACGGGCAGUGUCACAGCAGGUCAGUUGCCAGUUAAGUCAGGUAGAAUUGCGUGGAUAGAAAACGGCACCUCGCUAAUAUAAAAAUUUUAGCAGAGAUUUGCCAUGUACUGGCUAUACUGAUACUUCUAAAAUAUAUUGGCAUUUUAACUUUUUCUUCGUGUUUAAUUUUUAAUGUGAACAUUAACACAUAAAAUACAUUAACAAAACAGUUCCUUGUGAGAGGGUCCCGAGACCGGGACUGCACCCGGCUGGCCCGCUACUCCCGCAGCGGAUGGCCGAGGCUGCCUGCCUCUUACCCUGUCCCUGUGGCCGUCUUGUGCCUUUCACCUUCUCUACGUGUCAGGUGGGGUAGCAGGUCGGGUAUCGAUUGCCUGAAUGGGAACGGCAGCCGCUUUGAUUUUAGGUUAGAGUGUAAACACACAGUGUUCGGCUCUGGGGCCAUCUGAAUGUCUCUGAUGACUGCUCUUACCAGCUAGGCCUUAAGUGUUCAGGGUCCCUCAGCUCUUCCUGUGUGAAGCCUGUGUGUUGCUUGUCACAUUUAACUAGGAGAGGCCGGGGGAUUUCAGUAGAGCAGCGCCCUGGAGUGUGGGCAUGCUUUUCUUUGAUUUGCUGUGCUGGUGGCCCGAGGGGAGGGCGUUCUGGGGGUGCCUACUGAUUGUGUUCCUUCUCUGUCUCGCUGAGUUUAGAGAAAAAAUGAGGCUGAGCUUUAAAAAUGGUUAUUUGCGGGGCUGGGGAUAUAGCUCAGCGGCAUAAGCACUUGCCUUGCAAGCAAGUGGUUGUGAGUUCAAUCCCCGGUACCGAUAAAUAGGGAAAAAAAAUGGUUAUUUGCCAAAAACACCGAGUUGGACUUCCUUGUGGACCUGUCCAGCCAGCGAGUCCUCCUUCCUGGCCCUGGCGGGCCCCACGCGGGCCGGGCCGGCACCCUCCACCCUCUGCUCUGAAUGGCUCUUACCACCCGCU
This is a messenger RNA of Cavia porcellus (domestic guinea pig), 10916 nucleotides long. RefSeq names its product EP300 interacting inhibitor of differentiation 3 (gene Eid3). The transcript has a single exon. Gene Ontology annotation, cellular component: Smc5-Smc6 complex; nucleus. The record is from RefSeq and is a predicted model, not a curated record. Lineage: Eukaryota; Metazoa; Chordata; Mammalia; Rodentia; Caviidae. The coding region runs from base 7357 to 8385 and encodes 342 amino acids. Gene Ontology annotation, biological process: DNA repair.